Messenger RNA from Echinostoma caproni, 1320 nucleotides. Lineage: Eukaryota; Metazoa; Platyhelminthes; Trematoda; Plagiorchiida; Echinostomatidae. The record is from the annotation of a GenBank genome assembly.
AUGCACUUGUUCCAAACGCUUUUCGCUCUCUACCUUUUGGCACUGCCCCUCUGUUUGGCAAGACCGUCGGGUGCGGGUGAGGAUGAAACAUCAGAUGUACAAAUUGAUGGAGAUGCCAAUGAGACCCCGAAAGUGGACGAACGUGACGAGGAACCAAACGAACCACAGAGCUCCGAGAACGACGAUGAAGCCAGCGGACAGGAUGAAGCAGAAUCCGGAGAGCAGAAAGAGGAAGAGCCAAAGGAAGGGAACGAAGAUGAGGAGGCCGCAGUAGCAGCAGCAGCAGCACCUUCAGCAGAGGAGAAACAAUCGGAAAAGGAAGAGUCUGAUCCGGAGCAGUCGGAUAAAGGAAGCGAAAACUCAGAAGAAACUGAGACCAAUGUGGAAGAUCAAAAGGAUUCUGACAAUACAAAUCCAAUGCCUGUCGAGGACAGUAAAGACGAAAUUACACAACCCGAAACAGAACCGGAGAAAGAGCCGGUUGCCGAUGAGAAACCGGCUGGAGAUGUCUUCGACACCUCCGUCAUGCCUGAAAAACAAUCACCGGUAAACGAUCAAGUCCCACAAGAGUCGGACAAGAGCGUGGAGAACGAUUCGAUUGUCACAAAGAAUGUUGAACCAACUGUUCUAGCUGAUCAAACACUGGAUGUGAAUACAAAUCAAACAGGAACCGGAAAUGAAACACAAGGAGAAUCUGAACCUGUCAAGGAGGUUGCACUCACACUUACCGAUCUCAAGGACAACCAAACUGUUGCUUCGGUGAAGCAUGUGAAGUCGGAAGAAAAUAAACCUGUGGAACAGAAGGACAAAGAGGAAAAAGUCGAGGAUGAGGUUCAUUCUACCACGCCUUCAACAACCCAAGUAUUGGACAGUGCAGUGGUGAGUUUGAGUGAUAAAGCUGAUCAGAUCAUGGAACCCAGCGAGAAAGAAUUCGAGCUACCGCCAAUCAAUUUCACCGCUGGAGGUGACUGGAUCAACAGUUCCAAUUGGCAGUUUGUGAGCCACGAUUAUGAACGUUCCUCGGAUCAUGACGAACUGACCGAGGAUGACGAUUAUCAUCACAUCAUGGACGCUUGUCACGUGCUCGGACAGAAAGUGCACGAGGUGCUCGGUGUGAAUAAAACCGAUAAGGAAAUUCACGAGGCGAUACAAUUGAUUCCCAGUUUCCAUAAAACGGAUGACUACGAUGUAGACAUGUACACAAAAACGGUGAGUGAACCACACGAAUUCACACUGACAGAUUCGCGGAUUCAAGUGUCCAGAGCUGGGUUUCUAUCUCGGUUCUGGCUCAUUCCACUUCACUUACCAGACACCAAAUGA